This is a messenger RNA of Laccaria bicolor S238N-H82, 693 nucleotides long. RefSeq lists its product as uncharacterized. The record is from RefSeq and is a predicted model, not a curated record. The transcript has 4 exons. Bases 1 to 693 code for a protein of 230 amino acids. Lineage: Eukaryota; Fungi; Basidiomycota; Agaricomycetes; Agaricales; Hydnangiaceae.
AUGAAGAUAUCUGGUAAUAGUGAUUUCAUUGAUCUGAGUAAACACUCAGACAUUGAUGUAGAGGAUACACUUGCUAAGGUCUGGGCAACAAGAAAUAAUGCAAUUGCAACCAUUGGGUCAAUGACCUCUGAACUGAAGGAGUUUCGCUUUAAAGGCAUAAGGCCAACUCUGGUAAAGGCUGUCUCUGAUGAGGACAAGAAAAAUAACAAAUUUAAUCAAGAUGCUCAGAUUGCAUUUGGGUUGGUCCAGAUCCUGAAUGCAUGGGUUCGUGCCCAGCGGAAACUUGAUAUGAAGAUUCUUACUUUACCCUCCCUGGGUUAUUCCAUAUGGACUCCAUGGAAGGGGGAUGGAUUGGAGUUUGACAAAGAAGGCAUCACAAUUUUCUGCAGCAACUCCCCUUGGUCCACACUCCCCAUGCCAGGUAACUCUCUGACACUUAUGCCUUUGCCACUUCCCAAAAUACCUGAGCACCUUGGCCCCAGCAGCUUCUCAGAAUUCAUUUCCCCUCUCAUUGCCAGCAACCCUGAUGCAACUCCUCCACAAACUAGCCAAACAAUGGAUGCCAAGCACCAGAGCAAAGAAAAUCACAAGGCAAAGAGGAAGGCUGAGCGUGUGCUGGCCAAGAAGGACCAGUCGGCAUGCAACUACAAACUGUGUUGGAAUAUUGGAAGAAACCAGAUUAAAGGAUGCUGA